This is a messenger RNA of Strongylocentrotus purpuratus (purple sea urchin), 1346 nucleotides long. RefSeq lists its product as uncharacterized. Gene Ontology annotation, cellular component: membrane. NCBI's taxonomy places the organism in Eukaryota, Metazoa, Echinodermata, Echinoidea, Camarodonta, Strongylocentrotidae. Gene Ontology annotation, molecular function: netrin receptor activity. The coding region runs from base 126 to 1346 and encodes 406 amino acids. The transcript has 10 exons. The record is from RefSeq and is a predicted model, not a curated record. Gene Ontology annotation, biological process: netrin-activated signaling pathway.
GAUGAGCAUCAUUUAUAUGUGUAAAAUAGAAUACAUCUCUUUCUAUUUUAGUCCGCCCUUCGUCUUCAGUCGUAGAAACCCCCGAUCCUUCAGCGUUUCCAGACCGAACAGACGUGGCAAGCAAGAUGAUCCAUCCUUUUAGAGGGGGCACUAUUCAACUACCGCAUUAUGGAAUCAGCCUCUGCAUACCCGUAUUGGCGCUGCAAAAGGAGUGUGAGAUUACUCUUAAGGUUCUAGCACAGCCGUCAAGUGUCCUUUUCGCAGAGAACGAAGCUCUUGUCUCCCCUGGUGUAGUGUGUGAACCUUCGGGAACCACGUUUGAGAGCCCAUUAAAGUUGGUCAUCCCUCACUGUGCGGUGUUAACAGACCCCUCCAAGGCCAAAGUCAUCCUAUACUUCACUCAUGGUGAUACACAAGUCACCAAGAAAGAACUGUCAUCAACCGGAAUACCUAGAUGCGUAGUAAGAAAAGAUGAACUUGAAGUCUACAUUGACCAUUUCUCAAUUUGUGAAAUGUUCAUGGUCAUUUCCGACUACCUUGUUGGGAAACGUGUCGCUUCAACUCCCUACCUUCCAAAAUCAAUGAGUCGCCUCCAACCGCAAUACUGCCAUCUACGUCUGUACAAUGAUAAUCCGGGUCUUGAAGAUCUGAUCGAAAAAGAAGAAAACAAACUCAAUUAUCUAAAGAUGGCUUCGACACAGAAAAUAUUCGUGCUCUGGGAGAAAGGCGAACUGAAGAUCAGAUGCGAGGUCGACAGCGGUCAUGUCACCGAGAACGAAAAGACCGUAUCGCUAGAUGACAUCUAUAGAUUGGAUCGAAAGGUUGUCAGUUUUCUAGUGAAAGCGACAGGGAAUGCCGAUGUACAUUUCAAGUUCAACUUUCAUCCUCAUUGUGACGAGGGACAUGCCUUCAAAGCAGAAUUCUCAGAUGUUGGUGAAGCUCCUAUCGUACAAGUGCCUUCCACCACAACUUCAAUGAAACCAGAGGGGGCCACAGCGUCGUCUACAGAGCCACCGUCGUCUUCGGAGAAGAAAUAUCGAAUCCGAUCAGAGCUACCAGCUACAUCAACAAGAUUGGACGACAUACUGCUCUACGAUAUCGCCGAUGAGAUCGAGACUGAUGAACACCUCGAAAGGUUAAUGCACACUCUGGAAGUCACACUGGGGUCACAGUCACGGUAUCACGAGAUCAACAGGUUGGAAGGUCGCAUUACGGCUAGAGGAACCCGUCAAAUGAUGACGGAUUGGAGGGCCAGGACAGCAGUCAUAGAGCAACGGGACAGGCUGAAAGACGCCCUCACCAGGGCUGGGCUGUUGGACCUGAGGGACAGAUUCUUCCCAGGCUAG